GGCCCCAGGCCCCUCCCAGGCUCUGAGUCUCCCCGACUGCAGGCGGAUGGAUGGGGCUUCUUCAGGCGGUGGCGGCAGCAGCGAGGGUGGCGGCGGCAGCGGCGGCAGCGGCUAUGGUGUGGUGGCUCGAUUCUCCCAGUGCCUGGCUGAGUUACGGACGUGGUUAAGAACCAACUGGUUGAGGUUCAAUGCAGACAAGACGGAUGUGAUGCUGUGUAUGAGAACUGCUGAUGGGCCAAUAAUUUCCAGCAUUUGGAAAAUGUGCAUCAGAUGUUUAUGUUUAAUUGGUUUACAGACUGUCUGUGGACUCUUUUCCUGUCAAAUUACCAGCCAUCUGUUGAGUCUUCAAGUCCAGAAAUGGAUGAAAUGUUUGACUGCCCAUGAAAGUACAGGAGGUUCAGCAACAUCAGAUGACCAUGAAUUUGAUCCAUCAGCUGACAUGCUCGUUCAUGAUUUUGAUGAUGAACGAACAUUAGAAGAGGAAGAGAUGAUGGAAGGAGAAACAAACUUCAGUUCUGAAAUAGAAGACCUUGCAAGGGAAGGCGACAUGCCAAUUCAUGAACUUCUCAGUCUUUAUGGUUAUGAUAGUACUGUUAGACUACCUGAAGAAGAUGAGGAGGAAGAAGAAGAGGAGGAAGAAGUUGAAGAUGAUGAAGAUGCUGAUAAUGAUGACAACAGUGGCUGUAGUGCCGAAAAUAAAGAGGAGAAUGUAAAGGAUUCAUCAGGUCAAGAGGAUGAAACUCAGUCUUCCAACGAUGAUCCCUCACAAUCUGUUGCUUCUCAAGAUGCCCAGGAAAUAAUCCGCCCACGCCGAUGUAAAUAUUUUGAUACAAAUAGUGAAAUAGAAGAAGAAUCUGAAGAAGAUGAAGAUUAUAUUCCAUCAGAAGACUGGAAAAAGGAGAUUAUGGUGGGCUCCAUGUUUCAAGCAGAGAUUCCAGUUGGCAUUUGUAGAUACAAAGAAAAUGAAAAAGUAUAUGAAAAUGAUGAUCAGCUCCUGUGGGACCCUGAGUAUUUACCAGAAGACAAAGUGAUUGCAUUUCUUAAGGAUGCAUCUAGAAGAACAGGUGAUGAGAAAGGUGUGGAAGCAAUUCCUGAAGGAUCUCAUAUAAAAGACAAUGAACAGGCUUUAUAUGAAUUGGUAAAAUGCAAUUUUGAUACAGAAGAAGCAUUGAGAAGAUUACGAUUUAAUGUAAAAGCAGCUAGAGAGGAAUUAUCUGUUUGGACAGAGGAAGAAUGUAGAAAUUUUGAACAAGGGUUGAAGGCCUAUGGAAAGGAUUUUCAUUUGAUUCAGGCUAAUAAAGUCCGAACAAGGUCAGUUGGUGAAUGUGUAGCAUUCUAUUACAUGUGGAAAAAAUCCGAACGUUAUGAUUUCUUUGCUCAGCAAACGCGAUUUGGAAAAAAGAAAUACAAUCUUCAUCCUGGUGUAACGGAUUACAUGGAUCGUCUUCUAGAUGAAAGUGAAAGUGCUGCUUCUAGUCGAGCACCAUCCCCUCCCCCAACCGCCUCAAACAGUAGUAACAGCCAGUCUGAGAAAGAAGAUGGCACCAUAAGCAAUGGUAAUCAAAAUGGAGUACCAUCAUCUAAUGGACCAGGAGAAAUAUUAAACAAAGAAGAUGUAAAAGUUGAAGGAUUACAUGUUAAUGGACCAACCAGUGGAAAUAAGAAACCACUUCAUGCAGAUAUGGAUACUAAUGGUUAUGAAAUGGAUAACCUUACCAUUGACCCAAAACUUGCCCAUAUGACUGCAAGAAAUGAAAAUGAUUUAGAUGAAAAAAGUGAGAGACCUGCUAAAAGGCGAAGGGUAAACAGCAAUGGAAAAGAAAGUCCGGGUUCUUCUGAAUUUUUCCAAGAAGCAAUCUCACAUGGAAAAUUUGAGGAACUUGAAAACAUAGAUGACUAAAUUUUAGACCCAUUUUACUUUCUUUGGAGUAAAUCUUGGUGUGACUAAAAUUUUCAGGGUUGAUGGGUUACCUUAAAAGUUAAUUUCCUGAAGCAGCUGUUUAAAAUUGAAAAUCUGAGUUAAGCCUAACUUUAGGAAAUAAGAUUUUAUAAUCCUUUCCUUUGCAGAUUUUUUACUUUAAAACUGUCAAAGACCCUUUAAGGAUAUAACAAGUAUUUCAGUAAAUUUGAAUGAACUAAAAUGUAUAGGUACCUUUGCACUUAAUGUAUUAAUCAUAUAAAAUUUCACUGCAAGGUCCUUUUUGCUUAGUUUGAAGGAAAAAAAAAGUUCAAAUUUCUGCUUAAUGCCUGUUUUUCUGAGUUUCUUGAAAUAUCUUUAUAAAAGACACUUCUUCUCUCCAUACAAAUUGAGUGUUACCAUUAAGGAAACCCUUAUGAAUCCUGAAAGUUAUGCUAGCAUGAUUUUUUUUAUAUAUAGAAGUUUAAAAAUAAACCAAGUCAGGUUUGUAUAUGUAAAAUUGUUGACAUCAAUGAUGUCUUUCCAUAUUCUUAUCUGGGCUUAAGAAAUACAUUCUGUAUUUUUCCAGAUUCUUUGUAGCCUUUGAAAGAUUUUUACAGUACCUAUGUCUUGACUGAGCUGUCCUUUCUUAAUACAAAAGCUUGUAUAAUUUUCUUAACUGUACAGUUGGUCAACUUUUAUGAAAGGAAUUGAUAUUCUGAGUCUGUCAGCUUCCAUUUUAUUUUGCUAAGGUUUUUCUAAUGAAUUUUUAAGUGUUUGUGUAGUAACUAAGUCAUGUUUCUUAUCCAGGUGGUAAAGGCAUUCAUAAGAUUGUGAAAAUUUGUUUUUUCAAUUUCUACUUAAGGAAAAAUAGUUUGAGAAUUCUGAAAUUAAGCAUGAUACUUAGAUUGCAGAGUUUGUUUUGCAUUUACUAUAAUUUUCAAAGUUAUUUUUGAAACAAAAGUUUAAUGCUAGUUUAAGUGUUUAAUUGUAUCAUGCUGACCAGAAUUCUGUUCAGUUAUUUUUAUAUACAUUAUAAAAUUUCCCAUUUUUGCAUUAAAUAGAGGGGAAAAGCUCAAGCAAGUGAUAUCUAGAUAUUGGUGCACACAAGGAGUAACCGUUGGCAAGCAACAAUAUUGAUUUAUGUGGAUAAAGUGAUGAGGUUAGAAAAGUUUUCAGACUUUACCAGUUACAGUCCGCCUUUUCAGAAGUGAUGGUGUAUUUCCAAAAUGAAAACCUGAAGUCUUUAUAAAUGCAGACUUAAAAUAAUUUUAACACAGCAACCACUGCUCUGUGUGAUUACAAAUAGGAUUAUCCAUUAGUGUAGCCUUGCAAGAGUGCUAUUUUAUUUUCAGUGCAAAAUUCUUGUUAAAAAAUGUAGUUUUAUACAGCUGAUAGACCAACCUAUGCCCAAACUUUUAUAAAAGAUUAUUAACUAUUCUUGUUUUUAUCACACAGGCAUACACCAGGUGCUUCUAUCAGUUCAUUUUCACCCAUCAGUUCAAGAGCCAAUGCCUUUUUAAAAUAAAUCACCUGUGGUCUGUUUUUAAUGGCUCAACUGCCUAAUACACUUGGGUAGAGGCUUGCACUGAGACAUUAUGGUCUAGGCCUUAUCCUCAUAAAGUAUUACUACUCAUAUAUGUUCAAAUUGUUUUCCUUCACCAAUGUGAACAACUUUUUUCCCCAAACAGUAUUAAAAGCCACUUUACAACUCUUGACUUCAUAUGAUGUACAUUCACGUAUCCAAGAAAAUCAAAGUUUUGGGUGGAAGUGUUUCAGAAGCCUGAGUUUUUUUUAUUUUUGUUUUGUUCUACCUAAAAUAUUAAUUUAUCCAGAAUGGCAGUAGCUUUAGCAGAUGGUCACAAUCCAUUUUCUAAAUGAGAUUUUUUAAAGUCCAAAGUAUUCUAGCUCCUUAUCAAUGAUUUGUAGAAAUGUUUCAGAAGAAUGGUGGUGCUGUGUUUUUUUUAAUUGUUGCAAUAUUAGAGAGGCCAUUUUUACCUCUUUUAAAAGAUAGAUUUUGUUUGCUGGUUUGUGAAGUUCUUGUGGACUUGUAUUACAGGAACAUUUCAGGUAAAUUCUCCAGCAUGUUUGCAAAUACGGCACAUGUAUACAUGUUUGGACAUUUUACUUUUCUUAUCUUUUUAAAGUAUGCCUAAUGAAAGACAUUCCACUAUUAUAAUACAUAAUGCUCAGCUUUUCAUAAAUACUCAGUUGUAUUUUGUGUUUAUACAGGUUUUUCACACAGUACUUUGUUCUUCAUAAUGCAGCCACUAUAACUUGAUAAGUCAUUGCACUACUUUAAAAUUUUAGUAAUAUCAUGAGUUUAAUUUGCUUAAGAUUUAGUACGUGUCAUUACUCUUGAACUCUUGACAAAUUGCAUUGGGAAAAGAAGCCUUUGUUAAUAGUUACUUAGUCUCCCUCACCCCAUCCUUACCCCCAGCAAAGCACUAUCAUUUUCAUUUGGAAUGAUAUUCAGUUUCAUGAUGUGUUUUCAAAUAGAAUUAAGAAUCUGCACCUCAGUUCAAUACAACUCUGUUGAGCUAUAAAUCAUAUUUGAAGUAAUAUUUAAAUAGGCAUUUAAAAUUAUGAAUUAGAUGUUUUUAAAUUUAUGCAUACUAAUUUUGCACUGUAAAAUAAUUCCCUUCUCCCAGUUCCCUUUCUGCCAUUCUGAAUAUGCUUAUUAAAAUAUUUUUUUAAACAUAUUUGUCUACAUAAUGCUGUGCGAAUGAUUUUCAUUAGCUUUAUUGAGUAGAUUUUAGUUACAGAUUUCAAGUUUGUAUGAUGAACAUUGUUCACAAUGCAAAUAUAUAUAACCUCUUUUGCUUUUAAAACUCCUAAACAUACUGCAUAAAAUUGUUUUUUUAGUGUUUCCUGGUCCCCUUUACCUUAUCUUGGGUGAUAUGUUUUUGUCUUUUUUUUUUUUUUUUAAUUCCCCAGAAAGAUCCUUCAGUCUAUGAAUCUCUGUUCACCUUGCCUUUCUUUCUCUGCAUUAUAUAAUUAAAAUAAAUUGUUUAUUUUGCAGUGCAGUUCAUAUCACAUAAUAUUUUGCAGGAACCUUGUUUUGUCACCUAUUUGCUGUCAACGGAAAAUUAGGAGUGGGCACUUAGUAACUGAGGGUUGGUUAAUUUCCUUAAGCAGUAGUUAGAUGUAGACUGGUGACCCUGGGAGUGUUAAAUAGUUCUAUGUCACUACUAAAUACCAUAUGAGAGAUACUGAGGUUUCCUCCCCCCCAAAAUUUUUUUUUUUGUGAAAAAUGCCAGUGUGGAAAAACAGCAUGAGGAGGAACAAAGAAUUUCCAGUUUUAACUUUUUAUUCUAUCUCUAAAAAUGACUUCCUUUUGGAUCCCAUGAUUCUACUGUUUAAAUUUUUUACUGUAAAACCAACUGUGCUCUUAAUAAUCAGCCUGCUUGUUCAUCCUUUGCAAAAUCUUAGCCCAAGUUAGACUAACUUCAUGUAUUUGAAUAUCUGGCUUAACCGUUUUCUUCUAAUACCGGUUUUUCAUAACCUCAUAAUACACCUUCAGUAUUGUGCUGACAUCUUUUGACAACUGUAUGGACAUGGAGUUUUUGCUUUUCUGAAUGUGAUUUUUUUUUUUUUUUUUUUAACCUUAUCUUUAUGCUAGAUCCUCUGACUUGUUUGGGAUGUAUAAUAUACUAAAAUGUCUGUCUGCUUGCUCCAAGUAAGGAGUGAUUUUGAACACACUUUUAAAGGCUUCCUGUUCUGUGAAGACCAUUGAAGACUUGCCAUAUAAACAGGAGCUGAAUUCUAAUUCUCCUUUGUCCAAACUGACGAACACUUCUUUACAUGUAACUGGUAGUGACAGGUUUUGAUCAUGUUGCCAUAUCUACUGUAUUAUCCAGCAAGUACUUGGACCUAUACUUGUGCCAGGUACCUUGUUUGGCUUGUGACAGGUACUCUUUAAGGAGGUAUUAACAGAUAAGCACAGUGGUAUAUAUUGAGUUUACCAAACACCAAACCUGUUGCCAUCGAGUCCACUCUAACUCGUAGCGAACCUACAGGACCGUAGAACUGCCCCAUAGGGUUUCCAAGGCUGUAAAUCUUCAGUAAAGCAGACUGCUACAUCUUUCUCCUGCAGAGUGGCUGAUGGAUUCUAACUGCUGAUCUUUUGGUUAGCAGCCAAGCACUUAAUGACUGAGCCACCAGGGUGCCAUAAACUGUGUGCAAAAACCAAACCAAACCCAGUGCUGUUGAGGUGAUUCCGCGUCAUAGCAACCCUAUAGGACAGAGUAGAAUUGCCCCAUAGAGUUUCCAAGGAGCGCCUGGCAGAUUUGAACUGCUGACCCUUUGGUUAGCAGCCAUAGGCCCUAUGCCACCAGGGUUUCCAAACUGAGUAUUCAAAAGAGUAUAGAGAGGGCAAAAGUAAAGGAUGAGUAGGCAUGAUCUCUGGGAAAUAAGAGUUCAGCUGCCUUUUUGCCGUAUAAUUCUAGCUAAGUAAGAUUUCCCUCAAACUUAAUUUUUCUUAGAAACGAACCAAUGUGGAAUAAGUAUAUGAUACACCUAAGAAACAGGGAUUAUUAAAAUUUACUGUGGGCUGACCAUAACGUAACAGCUGUGGAUUAUUCAGGACUCCCCUUGUUCCUGUCAUGCAUUGUCUAGAGAGCAUACUGUAAGGGGGAGAGUCUGAUUUUCUAAAGGUUGACAGAGAUGAGGCCUAAUGAUGUGGUUAUGAAACAAACUCACCAUUUGGCUGUUUUCAUUACUGGUAACAUGAAUGGUUGAAUAUAGAGUUGGCUCAAUGUGUCUUUCUGCACACCAACUGGAACUUAAGUUUAUGGAGUAAGUUCAGGUAGCUCCGAAAUAAAUGGUUUCGUUCUCUUUGGAAGAAGGUGGACUUUGGAUUAAUUGGAAUACUUAAACUUUUAGAGAUGUGGGCCGUGAAAUGGGGGUGAUUUCUUCCAGAAACUGAAGAUCAAACAGAAAAUGGCAUCAGAGUAGACUAACCUGAGCCUUUUUAGAUUCCUUACGAGAAAAUCCAGGUUUAGGUGAAGAGCUUGCUCUAAAGAGGGACUUAGCCUUUCCUUGUCAGCAGCUUUAGCUGAGUGAACCUGAGAAACCAGUUCUGGGCGGGAGCUAGUUAACAGUGCUGCCAGUCAUUCUGAGUAUGCUCUUUUCAGGUUUCUAUCUUUAAAUACGCCAUUAAUCCCUUUUGAGUACCAGUGUUCAGGUGAUGGCAAUGGUGUCUGGUGGCUCUGAGCUCAUACAGCCUGAAUUGUGAACUUCAUGGACGUGUUUGUGUGGCUUCUUUGGUACCUUGCUAUCUGCAUUUGCCUCCAGUGUUUCGUAGAUGGAAAAAAAAGUGUUUGCCGUCAAGUCAAUUUCAACUCAUAGUGACCCUAUCAGACAGUAGAACUGCCCCAUAGGGUUUCCAAGGAGUGCCUGCUGGAUUCCAACUGCCGACCUUUUGGUUAGCAGCUGAGCUUUUAACCACUACUCCACCGGGGUUUCCAGUUUUGUAGAUAGAUGUUUGCCGCCUUAAAAAGCACCUCAGGAUCCAAAACUUAUUUAAAAAAAUCACCGUCAUUUCUUCCACACCUAAGUCUGUGAAAAUUCUUACCCACUACACUCAAACCUGAUGAAGUGUAGAUUUAAAUCUAAGACAGCCUAACUCCAAAAUCCAUACUCAAACAUCAUACUGUACUGCUUGUUCUAGGCAGCUGCAGACCCGGGAGCAAAGGUAAGCCUUACAGGAAUGCAGAUGGGUAUUUUCUAUCAAGUUUCUCACAGUCACUACUGCCCAACAGUGGAAACCUGUCUGUGCCUGUUUCGACCUAAAGUAAGGAUAACAGGACUGACUUUAAAGGAUUGUUUUGAUUAAAAUGUGUCAGUGCAUUGUACGCCAUCCUGUCGAUUCUGACUCACAAUGAACCCUGCAUGUUAGGUGGUAAGAAAAAAUGCCUAGCAUGUGGUAAAUGGUCAAUACAUUUUUACUGUGGUAGAUCAGCCACUGUUUCAUUGCUAUGCUUCAAGUAUAACCCUUUGGGAAAACGCUUGGGAAUCUAACGACCUUAAAAAUGUUCACACUUUGGUCUCUUGAAGACAAUAGAUUUAGGGGAAAAAAGACAUUGACUAGCUUCACCUACAAAGGAAAAAUAGAAGCCGACUUCAUUUUCACCUGUAAAAGUUUUCAGUUAAGUGAAAUCUUUUCUUCCGUGUUUCCAACUACUACGCGUCAUUUCUCUCUUGGACUUGAACUACAGCCUUCUCUAUCCAAUGUACCUACCUUCAGCCCUGCCCUUUCCUGGAUCCCCACCUGACGGUAAUCCAUAUCCCAAGUGAUCUUGUUAAGGGCGGAUCAACUCAAGAGCCACACUGGUAGCCAGUGGGCCAAAUCUGACUGGCAGAUUUGUAUUUUAAACAAGUUUUAAUCUGAAUGCCUUUGGGCGGGCGUGCACCACAAACUCUACCACUUAGUGUUGUUUAUUGAUUGCAUUCUUUAGGAUUCAGUCUUUACCUCCCCUGGUCCCUGUAAGAUAGGUGAAUUUGCCAAACCCUGGCCUACAGUAAGAGCCCUGGUGACACAAUGGUUAAGAGCUUGGCUGCUAACCAAAAGGUUUUGAAUCCACCAGUUCUUCCCUGGAAAUCCUAUGGGGCAGUUCUACCCUGUUCUACAGGGUCGCCAUGAGGUGGACUGGACGGCAACAGGCUUGUGUGUGGUUUUUUUUUUUUUGGUUGGGCUAAAUGUACAAUCCUAAUACUGCACCUGGUGUGAUCUUCCCAAAAUGUGGACAAGGUCAUACUUCUGUCUUGCUCUGUUAAAACAAAAGUGGCUUAUUAAUUGGCUACUAUCGGUUUAGACUUACUCAUUCAACAAAUCUUUAUUGCUUAACCUACAAUGUGCCGAGCUCUGUUCUAAGUACCAGAGAUACUGCAGUGAACAGAACAUACCAAAAUCUCUGCCCUCAAAAAGCUUAGAUUUGAUUAGAAGAGACAGUAAGUAAACAAUAUGGUGCCAGAAGACACUGUUCGGAGAUGAAGGCGAGUGGGCGCCGUGUGGUGAGGGCAGAGUGCUGUUCCACACAGAGUGGUCAGUGAAGACCCAGAGAUAAGGGCGUGUGCUGUGAAGUUAUCAGAGGGGAUGCAUUCCAGGCAAAGGGAAAAGUUGGAGGGCUGUCCCCAACAUCUCAGCCAAAUUCUAGUUUCCCUUCAAAAAUCCACCUCAAAAAAAAGCCUUUCUUACCAUCCCAGAUAGAAUGAAACACUUCCUCAAAUGUGUUUCAUGAUUCUGUCAUCUUUUGUGGACAUAGUCCUUUAAAAACAUCCAUUGUAUACAGGGGAGGUCAGCACAAUUGGACUAAACCAAAAGCAAAGAAGUUUCCUGAAUAAACAAUGCUUCGAAGGCCAGCGUAGCAGGGGUCUGGGGACCAUGGUUUCAGGGGACAUCUAAGUCAACUGGCAUAAUAAAAUCUAUUAAGAAAACAUUCUGCAUCCCACUUUGAAGAGUGGCGUCUGGGGUCUUAAACGCUAGCAAGAAGCCAUCUAAGAUGCAUCAAUUGGUCUCAACCCACCUGGAUCAAAGGAGAAUGAAGAACACCAAGGACACAAGGCGAUUACGAGCCCAAGGGACAGAAAGGGCCACAUGAACCAGCGACUACAUCCUGAGACCAGAAGAACUAGAUGGUGCCCAGCUACAUCUGAUGACUGCCCUGACAGGGAACACAACAGAAAACCCGAAGGAGCAGGAGAGCAGUGGGAUGCAGACCCCAAACUCUCAUAAGACCAGACUUCAUUUAUGAAACAGACUUAAUGGUCUGACUGAGACUAGAAGGACCCCGGUGGUCAUGGCCCCCAGACCUUCUGUUGGCCCAGCAUAGGAACCAUUCUCGAAGCCAACUCUUCAGACAUAGAUUGGACUGGACAAUGGGAUGGAGAGGGAUGCUGAUGAGGUGGACACUUGAGACUAUGUUGGCAUCUCCCACCUGGAGGGGAGAUGAGAGGAUGGGGGGGGUUAGAAGCUGGCAAAAUGGACACGAGAGAGUGGAGGGAGAAAGCGGGCUGUCUCAUUGGGGAAGAGUAAUUGGGAGUGUGUAGCAGGGUGUAUACGGGUUUUUGUGUGAGAGACUGACUUGAUUUGUAAACUUUCACUUAAAGCACAAUAAAAAUUAUUAAAAAAAAAAAAAAAAAGUCCAUCAUACCUGGAGGAUAAGUAGGCAUGAUGAGAAGCUCUUGAUGAAACCCUCCCCCUGCGUUCUAACAAGGAUGCUAUCUGGAAUGUAUCCUUUGGAAUGAAAAGGGUUUUGAACUCAAAGUCCAGAGUUGAAUUUCUCAGUGAGGUUGAAUAAAUCCUUUAGCCUUGCUUAAGGCCACUGCAUCAGUAAAGUAUGGUGAUGGUGAAGGCCUAAAUCAGUGAAAGGCACAUAGUAAGCCCUCAGGAAAAAACUUUCCCUCAAGGCAAAGCAAACUGCUCCAUGUAUCCAUCAUCGGCAGCUCUUGCCACAAGAGGGCAGCAUCAGCACGGCUGAAAAGGCUUGGCUGCUUUACCUCCUCAGAUUCAACCAGCCACCAGUUUAACACUAAGCUUUAAUACCGUACUUUGUGAACUUUAAGAAUAGCAUUAGACAGACAUGAAAUGGUGAUGUGUCUGGUACCACCAAGUCUAUUCAGGUGGACUAGGAGAAACAAAAGAACCCACUGUGAUGGUUAAGAGCAAAAGUCUUUUGAGUCAAGACAAUGGGAUUUGAAUGUGGGUUCCAUGACCACACUGAGCAGUUUUACCUCACUGAGCUUCAUCUAUGAAACAGAUGUGCCAGGCUCUGCUAGACGCUGGGUGCUGGCCCAAUAAGUUCAGUCUGGCUUAAUGGAUGAAUAAGUGAUAGGGCCCAAGUGAUGAGAGAUACAGGGAUGAAGAAUUGGGGGUACCUGGUAACUGCUGAACUGUUUAGGGUACACAAAGGCCCAACUCUGUGCUCUGCUCCUCUUGGCAAUACCUCUUCUAUGGCUUUCCCUAAUACUGGCAACUCUGUGCUGCAAGGAAGCCAAGCGAGACAAGAAACUAGCCAAGGGCCGAAUAAAAGAGAACACAUACCUUUAACAAAUUAGACAAAAAGCCAGACUCUAAGAGGAUUUUUUAAAGUUGAAUAAAAUAAUCAACUCAAUGGCAGUGGGUUUGGUUUUGGUGAGCAUAUUUUAUUUGGGGGUUAUUUCCUAGUAAAGCUACUCAGAGGCUUAGAAAGCUUUUUAUGUACAUGACAUAUCCUGAAAGCAGAAAGGUUAGCAUUUCUUUCCUUCUAAUUUACCACAAGUAUGCCCAGGACACUGGAUGUUUAUUCAUAAGUGCUAUUUAUGCAAAGUAUUUGUAUGGCAAACUGCUUUCUCUAUUACUGUAGCUCAACUAAUAGUGCAGCCUCUUGAAGAUGAGCUGAUUUGUGACUCUUGAUUGUUUCUGUAGGCACUUCACUUAGAAAGAAAUUUUAAUACACGUUUUCAGGAAAAAGUAUUUAUUUGACGCCUUUACAAAAAUAGUUAGGCACAUAAUUUUCAUUUUUCUGUCACCUGAUUUACAUAUCUCAAUUAUCAGUACCUUUUUAAAAAACACUAAAAUGGUCUUUUGGCAAGACUCUAUAUUGAAAAAAUACUGUGAGAGGCCAACAUUUGUAGACAAAAUCAGUUGAUCAUCAGCAUGAGAAAGGAAAUAUUUACAAAUGUCUAAAAACAUUUUUGCAAGACAAUAAAUCUAACCAGAUUUCUUUUUAAAAAGUAUUAAAAAAAAAAAAAAAAGGUCUUAGAAA
Molecule: messenger RNA, 11643 nt
Organism: Loxodonta africana (African savanna elephant)
Lineage: Eukaryota; Metazoa; Chordata; Mammalia; Proboscidea; Elephantidae
Gene: MIER1
Product: MIER1 transcriptional regulator
Exons: 17
Coding region: 47-1900 (617 amino acids)
Biological process (GO): negative regulation of transcription by RNA polymerase II
Cellular component (GO): nucleoplasm
Molecular function (GO): histone deacetylase binding; transcription corepressor activity
Source: RefSeq, a predicted model, not a curated record